This is a messenger RNA of Drosophila santomea, 832 nucleotides long. It is a transcript of the gene VhaM9.7-c, whose product is annotated as V-type proton ATPase subunit e. The transcript has a single exon. Gene Ontology annotation, biological process: proton transmembrane transport. The record is from RefSeq and is a predicted model, not a curated record. The coding region runs from base 95 to 349 and encodes 84 amino acids. Gene Ontology annotation, cellular component: plasma membrane proton-transporting V-type ATPase complex; proton-transporting V-type ATPase, V0 domain. Gene Ontology annotation, molecular function: proton-transporting ATPase activity, rotational mechanism. Lineage: Eukaryota; Metazoa; Arthropoda; Insecta; Diptera; Drosophilidae.
ACGCGUUAGUAGAUUUCCGCCAGCACAGAUGAUUGAUAAAAACAGAAUUUGAUUUGACGCAAAUAAAGGAAAGUGGAGAGAAUUAGCAGCAGCCAUGGAAGUAAUCCUAACGAUCAUCUUCUUCACCAUCUUCUGGGCGGCGGUGGCCAAGUACGGACCCAUCCUGCUGACCAAGGAACCGCACGAUGACCUGGUGCGCUGCAUUUUCCUCCUGACCGCCGUCGUCUGCUGGCUCUUCUGGCUGUGCUGCUAUUUGGCGCAACUGAAUCCACUGCUGGGGCCGAAACUUAAUGGAAACACCAUCCGGAUCAUUGCCUCGUCCUGGGGCAAUCCCAUUAAGGAGGGAUAAGGGAUUCCCACAUAGAAAUCUCCACAUAGCUAAUCUCUGGCAGAUGCUUCUUCUUUGGAUUUCCUGAUCUGAAGCCACAUCACACGCAUUCGGUUGUUCCACGGAAGCAGAGGCUUCGCCAAACUCUUUUUGUACUUCAAUAAUGGCACGUUGAUAAGGUUGGGCUAUCCAAUCCCCAGAUACGCCCCACGAUUUCCAAACUAAUCCAAUUAACCUCUUGAUGUAAACUUUCACUGUACAUUUUCUUGUUUAUAUCACAAUUUCGUUGAUCCACAUCUCUUCCUGCUUAUUGCAAAGCAUAAGCCAUGUAUUCUAACCAUAAAUCCAAUAAUUGCAGUUUACGAUUUUACAAACUUGCCACAUGAGCGACUUUUGUUACCAGAUUACUAUUUAUCUAUUUUUUGGUAGUGUAGAUAAUUUACUAAUCAGUCAUUGUAUUUGUGAUUUAGUUAUUGGCAAAUAUAGAACAAUUUUUUCGUACUA